AUGAAAACAGAGAAGGUUGAGAGAAGGAAAAUAUGUUUUACGGGCUUGACGGUCUGUUGCUUCUCAGAAAUUCUUGAAAACAGAAAGCAUCAGGAAGCCGUCCUGCUGAGAAAGGCCACAUUCAACUUGACCGUGAGGGAAAUGAGGAAGAAAAGCUCAUCGGCCGGAGAAGCUAAACCCAGAGUUUAUUUGCCAACAAACUCUUCAGAGGCUCAAAAGUCAGGUCCUCCAAAGGCUGAAAGUAGAAAAGAGAAACAUGACCUUAAAACUGAACCCUGGCCCAGCGACAGGCCUCAGAAAGUGUCCAGCUUGGACACGGGCUGUUUGGCUGCUGUUUUUCAUUAUUUUUAUAAACUGAAAUCCAAUAUGGAAGACAAUGACCGGUUCCCGAAGAACCUGUGCAGAGAGGCUGUGGACUUGAACAGCUGCAGAUUAACAGCAGCAGAGGCGCAGGAAACAGCUGUUUUUCUGCCUUUCCUCUCAGACUUGGAAGAACUGGACGUUUCCUGGAAUGAUUUCGUCAGCGGAACCCUCCAUUCGCUCACUCAGCAAAUGCAUCUUGUCAGCAACUUAAAAGUCCUGAGGCUGAGUAGCUGCAGACUCACCACUGAGGACCUUCAAAUACUGGGAGAUGCUCUUGAAAUGAUUCCUGAACUUGAAGAACUGAGUUUGUCCUGGAACAGCAAAGUGGGAGGGAAGCUGCCUCAAGUUCUCCAUACAUUCCAAAAGGGGAGCAAGAUUCGAACUCUUGAACUUAUGGACUGUGCCCUCACAUCACAGGAUGGAAUGUUUGUGGGUCACCUGCUGCCAAAGCUGCAGAGCCUUGAAGUGUUUGACCUUUCCAUUAACAGAAACAUUGGCAGCAGUCUAGACAUCAUAGCGCAGGGGCUAAAAGGUACCUCAGGCCUGAAGGUAUUGAGGUUGCAUGCCUGUGGAUUAACCAGAGAGAGCGUCAGAAUACUGGAUGAUGCUUUUGCAUCGUUGGAUGUGCUGGAGACACUGGAUCUCUCCUGCAACAAGGACCUGGGUGGAGGCUUUGAGGACGUGCCUGCUCGGCUGGCCUUACUGAAGCAGCUAGAAGUCCUAGACCUUCACCAGUGCUCGCUCACAGCAGAAGAUGUGUCAUCACUGACUCGGAUUAUUCCUUUACUCUCAAACCUUCAAGAACUGGAUUUGUCAUCCAACAGAAAGGUAGGCGGCUCCUCUGCAAACCUCCUCAGCAGGCUUCGAUUCAUACCAGCCCUGAAGUCCCUGCUUAUCAACAGCUGUUCUUUGGAAACUGAGACUUUCGCAGCCCUUGCAGAAGCGUCUGUUUACCUUCCUGCCCUGGAGAUGCUCAACCUUUCCUGGAAUAAGUGUGUUGGUGGGAGGCUGGAGCUGCUUCUACCAACGCUAGAGCUGUCACGGUCACUCCGGGUGCUGAGGCUGAGCAGCUGCUCCCUAGUGACAGAGGACUUGGUUCUUCUGGCCUCAGUCAUACAGACAGGCCAUUUAGCCAAGCUGCAGAUGCUUGACCUGAGCUACAAUGACAGCAUCUGUGAUGCGGGAUGGGACGUCUUCUGCCGAAGUCUCUGCUUCCUUAAAAACUUAACUGAACUAGACAUCAGCCUUCGGCCAUCAAGUUCCCGGGAUUGUGCGCGGUGGUUUAGGUGUUUACUGUGUGCUGUGACCCAGCUUCCUUUGAUCACUGAGAUAGAGAUGAGAAGAUGGGUCAUCCCAGCCUCACAGGAGGAAGAACUAGAAUGCUACAUUCAGGACCACAGAAGGGACCUUCACUUUGAGCAUGGUGGGCUUCAGUGGGCUGCUCCCUAAGCAGUGACCAAUUCUCCAAAGA
Messenger RNA from Meriones unguiculatus (Mongolian gerbil), 1834 nucleotides. It is a transcript of the gene Lrrc31, whose product is annotated as leucine rich repeat containing 31. The coding region runs from base 1 to 1812 and encodes 603 amino acids. Gene Ontology annotation, molecular function: protein binding. NCBI's taxonomy places the organism in Eukaryota, Metazoa, Chordata, Mammalia, Rodentia, Muridae. The transcript has 9 exons. The record is from RefSeq and is a predicted model, not a curated record.